Messenger RNA from Entrophospora sp. SA101, 435 nucleotides. Lineage: Eukaryota; Fungi; Glomeromycota; Glomeromycetes; Entrophosporales; Entrophosporaceae. The record is from the annotation of a GenBank genome assembly.
AUGAAUGUGUUUCAAUCCUUGGCCAACACAAUACAAACCCUGGCUGACAAGGUAGAAGUCACACCUGACACAACACAAGCUGUAUUCAAAGUAGCAGAAGCUAUGGCUGUUCCCCCACCUCCACCAACAAUGUCAUCAUCACCAUAUCAAGCUCCUCCACCUGCACCAAUGUCAUCAUCAUCAUCACAUCAAGCCAUAACUACCACAACACCAACACCACAAACACUGAAGUCUGCAGAAGGUGUGUAUUUGACCAAUACCAAUAAUCCUUGGUAUGGGACAGUUUGUUUUGCAUGCAAUUAUAAAGGGCAUCGAGCAAACAAAUGUCCCAACUUAAGGCCAGAACAUUUAGAAGUAGCAUCAUCUGUUGCUAAUAGUAAAUUCAGAAUGGGAUUUAUGCCCUCUGAUGCCCAUUUACACCUCCCACACAUAUGA